CCCUGCUCAAAUCCUCUGUAUCUAUUUCAACCUCCUCCUCCUUAAACUCUGUUGGUUGGGGUGUGUUCAUUUGUUUUAGUUGUGUGAGAGUGAGAUUACAAGAGAGCGAAGAUGCCGGCGGUCGGAGGGAUAGUUUCCGACAACAAGAAGGAGUAUCCGGGGAACCUCACCCCCUUCGUGAUGGCGACGUGUAUCGUCGCCGCGAUGGGUGGCCUCAUCUUCGGUUACGACAUCGGGAUUUCCGGCGGGGUCACGACGAUGCCCUCGUUCCUGAGGAAGUUCUUCCCGUCGGUGUACCGGAAGAAGGAAGCCAACCAGAGCACCAACCAGUACUGCCAGUACGACAGCCAGACGCUGACCAUGUUCACGUCCUCCCUCUACUUGGCUGCCCUCUUGUCCUCAAUUGUCGCCUCCACCGUGACCCGGAAGUUCGGGAGGCGGCUGUCGAUGCUCUUUGGUGGGAUCCUGUUCUGCGCCGGGGCUAUCAUUAAUGGCGCCGCCAAGGCCGUGUGGAUGCUCAUUGUUGGCCGUAUGUUGCUCGGUUUCGGGAUCGGGUUCGCCAACCAGUCUGUGCCACUGUACCUAUCUGAGAUGGCGCCAUACAAGUACAGAGGAGCACUCAACAUUGGGUUCCAAUUGUCCAUCACAAUAGGAAUCCUUGUGGCCAACAUAUUGAAUUACUUCUUUGCCAAGAUCAAGGGUGGUUGGGGAUGGAGGUUGAGCUUGGGUGGUGCCGUGGUCCCUGCCCUCAUCAUCACCAUCGGAUCCCUUGUCCUCCCCGACACGCCCAACUCAAUGAUCGAGCGGGGCCAGAAGGAGGAGGCCAAGACAAAGCUCCAGAGGAUCCGAGGGAUCGAUGAUGUGGACGAGGAGUUCGACGACCUCGUUGCAGCCAGUGAGGCCUCCAAGCAAGUCGAGCACCCAUGGAGGAAUCUCCUCCAGAGGAAGUACCGGCCUCACCUCAGCAUGGCCAUCCUCAUCCCCUUCUUCCAGCAGCUCACCGGCAUCAACGUGAUCAUGUUCUACUCCCCCGUUCUUUUCGAGACCAUCGGGUUCAAGAACGACGCCGCCCUCAUGUCCGCCGUGGUCACUGGCACAGUUAACGUUGUCGCCACGCUUGUGUCGAUCUAUGGAGUUGACAGGUGGGGAAGGAGAUUUCUUUUCCUUGAGGGUGGGACUCAGAUGUUGAUAUGCCAGAUACUUGUAACAAUUUGCAUUGCUGCCAAAUUCGGAGUCGACGGGAAUCCAGGAGACCUCCCCAAGUGGUAUGCGAUACUCGUGGUGCUCUUCAUCUGCAUCUACGUGGCGGGUUUCGCGUGGUCGUGGGGGCCGCUAGGGUGGCUCGUGCCCAGUGAGAUCUUCCCCCUGGAGAUCAGGUCCGCCGCCCAGAGUAUCAACGUCUCCGUCAACAUGAUCUUCACGUUCGCGGUCGCCCAGGUCUUCCUGACAAUGCUGUGCCACCUCAAGUUCGGCCUCUUCAUUUUCUUCGCAUUCUUUGUCGUGGUCAUGUCCAUCUUCGUGUACUUCUUCCUGCCCGAGACGAAGGGCAUCCCGAUCGAGGAGAUGGGCAGGGUCUGGAAGACGCACUGGUACUGGUCGAGAUUUGUUACCAACGUGGACCUGCCCUACGGAGGGCUCGAGAUGGGCAAGAACGGACAGCCAGUAAAGCAAAUUUAGAUGAUUUCAACCAUGGCCAGUUGCUGCCACUACUACUAUAUAGGCUUUGAUAGGGGUACAUAGUAUUAUUAUUGGUUCCAAGGUCAAAGGUUUUUAAUAUAGAUUUGUCCUGAAUUGUAAUGUUUCAUCAUUCCCACAAUGCUUUCCAAGCAGACUUCCCGAGUACAAUUGAUAUGAAAAAUGCUUGUCUCCA
Molecule: messenger RNA, 1870 nt
Organism: Punica granatum (pomegranate)
Lineage: Eukaryota; Viridiplantae; Streptophyta; Magnoliopsida; Myrtales; Lythraceae
Source: RefSeq, a predicted model, not a curated record